AUGAUGAUUUGUUUUAGGAAUUCAUUAGUUGGGAGUUGCUUGUUGCUAAUAGCGUUUUCGUGUUGCUUUAAUGCGAAGAGCAUCGAAGCAUUUGGCACGUUCGGAUUCGAUAUCCACCACAGAUAUUCCGACACUGUUAAAGAAUUCUUGAACACGGAUGGGUUGCCGGAGAAGGGUACGGUUGACUACUACACCGCCAUGGCCCACCGUGAUCAUCUCUUCAAGGGCCGCCGCCUUGCCGCCUCCACAGCCAUCCUCACUUUCUUUGGUAACAACCGGACUUACAACCUAUGGAGUCUUGGAUUCUUGCAGUAUUCAAUUGUUAGUGUGGGUACCCCUUCUCUUAAAUUUCUUGUGGCACUUGACACAAGCAGUGACCUAUUCUGGUUACCAUGUGAUUGUCCUAACUGUGCACGCUACCUCAACGGUACCGAUGGAAAGAAAAUCGAACUAGAUAUAUACAGUCCUAGUAAUUCGACAACUAGCAAGCCACUUCCAUGCAAUAGUGCUAAGUGCGGACCGACAAGAGGAUGCUCUCCAACUCUUAAUGCUUGUUCUUACCAUAUAUCAAAAGACAACAACACGAGUACAGGUAUAUUGGUAGAUGAUAUUUUGCGUUUUGGUACAGAUACUAUUCCACAAGACGUUGUCGAUGUCCCAAUUACAUUCGGAUGUGGAAAUAAUCAAACCGGUUAUUACUUGACCCACCGUGGUCUUAAUGGUGUGUUUGGACUUGGUAUGGACGGUAUAUCUGUCCCUAGCGUUUUAGCUAACAAAGGUCUUACUGCAAAUUCUUUCUCUCUUCUUGGCAGCCCGACUUAUAAUAUCAACGUGACACAAAUUGUUGUGGGUAAUAAUGUGACCAAUCUUGGGUUCGCUGCAAAUUUCGACUCUGGCACUGCAACUACACGUUUGACCGAUCCAACUUAUUCGUUUAUCGUAAACAACUUCAAUUCUCGCAUAACCGAGAAACGUUAUUACUAUCCAUCCGGAUUUAUUUUAGACUAUUGCUAUAUACUCAGUGCAAGUCAAUCAACCUAUACAACCCCAAACUUGACCUUCACAAUGAAAGGUGGAAGCCAGUUUACUGUCACUGUACCAACGGUUCGGUUUGAGGAGAAAGUUGGAUCUGUAUAUUGUUUGGCUCUUUUCAAAAGCGAGGGCAUUAACGUCAUCGGACAAAAUUUUAUGACGGGGUACCGCCUAGUCUUUGAUCGCGAGGAGAUGGUUCUGGGCUGGCAAGAAUCUAAUUGUGAUUCCACCUCAUCCAAAAUUAUACCGCAAAUUCGUCAACGUGCACCACAACAACAACAACAACAACAACCACCGCCACCGCCGCCAAAUGGUGUUGUCCGAUUGAGUUCCAUGACUAGCGGACUUAUGGCGGUGAUACUUGCCGUUUUCUCUCACAACUUCAUCGUUCUUUCUUAA
Molecule: messenger RNA, 1431 nt
Organism: Erythranthe guttata (spotted monkey flower)
Lineage: Eukaryota; Viridiplantae; Streptophyta; Magnoliopsida; Lamiales; Phrymaceae
Source: RefSeq, a predicted model, not a curated record